AUGGCUCUAACAAAAUAUUUAUCCAUCAAUAUUAUACUCUUAAUACUUCAUCUCAACAUCUCAUCUUCAGAUGACAGCUAUUUGAACGAAACGUUAAUCAAAGAUUUAGAUAGCUUGAUAAGUGAAAAGGUAAUAAACACAGUAAUAAAUGACAGUUUUAAAAUAAGAAAAUUAGAAGAUGUCAAUUUCAGAAAACGACAUGCAAAUAGAACAGAAUUCAGAGACACAGUUCCUAAUGAGAGUACAGAAGAUGAAUCGAAAACGGGUACGUUUGAAAAUACAACGAUAUAUUACGAGCCUUCUAACUACACUGAAGAGCCGUGUGUUGGCGAUCCGGAAUUCUGUAAUAUGACUAGAGAAGCGUAUUUUGAAAUGCUAGAAGACUACAUAUACCCUCAGCCAUACGAGUGGGUGUUAAUAGCGACCCAUGGUAUAGUGUUUGUGAUUGGACUGAUUGGAAAUGCAUUAGUAUGCAUCGCGGUGUACAGGAACCAUUCGAUGAGGACAGUGACAAAUUACUUUAUUGUGAACCUCGCUGUGGCAGACUUUAUGGUGAUUCUUAUCUGUCUCCCACCAACUGUGCUCUGGGAUGUCACAGAGACUUGGUUCUUCGGGACAGCUAUGUGCAGGAUCGUCCUAUAUUUUCAAUCCGUCUCAGUCACAGUGUCGGUUCUAACCCUGACGUUCAUCUCAGUGGAUCGCUGGUACGCCAUCUGCUUUCCGCUCAAAUUCAAGUCUACCACCAGCCGAGCGAAGACGGCCAUCUUGAUCAUUUGGGUUCUCUCUUUACUAUUUAAUGUUCCAGAAUUUGUGGUGCUUCAAGUACGCCGGAUGCAGCUCCGCUUCGACGCGCCAUAUUUCAUGCAGUGUACACCGACGUGGUCAGACGAAAGUGACCUCAAAUGGCACGUCAUUAAGGCGCUUUUUCUUUACACAUUCCCGCUUUUUCUGAUGAUGAUCGCGUACUGCCAGAUUGUGAGGGUCCUCUGGAGGUCAGACAAUAUACCUGGACAUACAGAAUCACACAAACUCUGUCCUGGAAGCCAGAAUAAUUGGCUAGCUGCAAACAGACGGACAACACCUUCGAUCCACACAAAUGCGUCCACUGAAGGCCAGCUGCGGUCAAGACGGAAGGCAGCAAAAAUGUUGGUGGCUGUCGUCAUCAUGUUUGCUGUUUGCUACUUCCCCGUGCAUUUAAUAUCCGUUCUGAGGGUGGCAUACGACGUGCAACAAAGUGACAUUAUGACUUGCAUCGCCCUCAUCUCUCACGUUAUGUGCUACGCUAACUCCGCUGUCAACCCGCUUAUAUACAACUUUAUGAGUGGGAAAUUCCGUCGCGAAUUCCACCGCUCCUACUUCAAAUGUUUAUGCUGUUGCCACCCUCCACCUGAACAGAACGGAACCUCCUUCGCUCCGAUCGGCAGUUCCAGGGCCGGCACUACGAGAACAGUCGUCAGGCGGAACGACUCGUGUGCCAGCUACCGUCUUACACACCUCUCACCAUCCAACCAUAACAUCCACCGCGAUGUACGGAACACCAAUACCUCAUUCAUAGAAACUAUGAAUGGGAACAGACGGCUCAAGGUCCGCGAUGAUUCGAUCAGUGAAUCGGCCAGGUUUACUCUAACGACCGACGUCAGAGAUUGA
Messenger RNA from Leptosia nina, 1647 nucleotides. Lineage: Eukaryota; Metazoa; Arthropoda; Insecta; Lepidoptera; Pieridae. The record is from the annotation of a GenBank genome assembly.